GAGACAUCACUGUCUCACUCUGAUAACACGGAGCCGCUUAAUGUUUAGCCCAAGAUCCACACACACACGCACAGACACACAGGGAAGCAGAGGGAUUACAAAGGCACAGAGACCCGUAUGCUGUCCAGGGAUGGAGGCGAGAAAACUAAUUAUGGGGAGAAAACGAGGUAGUAAUGACCAAGGGACUGGUAUUGAAGAUGAAGUUUUAGCAGAGCCACAUGGGAGAGUCUCAAGUCGUCCACUCUCUGCUGUAGUUCGCCUCUAUGUGUACGCACUGCAUGGCUGCCUCUGUGAGGUGGUCUUCACUGCUGUGUGGGACUGGUGCAGCACCCAGGACAGGAGGCUGGCAGGUCACAGCAGCCUGUGGGCGCUGCCUAUGUACGCUACCGCAAUCUACUUCAUGGAGAGCCUGAGAUCCCAGCUGCUGGAUAAGCGUCACCCACUGCCAGUGCGUCUGAUCGCCUACACCAUGUUCAUUUACCUAUGGGAGUUCAGCUGGGGGGCAGGGCUGAGGCUGCUGGGGGCAUGUCCAUGGGACUACUCAGGUUAUAAGUACAACCUGGGAGGACUGGUUACACUGGAGUAUGCACUACCAUGGGCUGUGGCAGCAUUUUUAGCAGAGAAGCAUGUGAUCAGGAACACUCUGAGGAUAAGACUGCACAACUAAACUGAUAUCAGUCUGGAAUAAUGUGCUUCCAAGGGCAACCAUAAAGCAUUCAUGGACAUUGUUUUAGGAACACCACACUUUUGUGAUCUUAACAUUUUGAUAUUACUGUAAAAGGUUGGUGCACAUGCUGCCCCUCCCUGAGCUGUGUCAUUAAAUCGGACAACCUUUUUCAGUUCAAUUUGUGAGCGUUUUUGUCUCUCACAGUCUGAUUUUAUGUUAGGGCAACUGAUUUGGUAGCCGAUGUAACUUACUGGAUGACAGCUGUAAAGGAACAGUUUGGGAUUUGGGGAAAUAAGUUAAUUAGCUUUAUUGUUAAGAGUUACAUGAAGAUCGACAGCAUUUUUAUUUCUGUCUGUUAAAUACAGUAUGAAGCUACAGUACAUGCAGAUUAGCACAAAGAGCAGGAAAGAGCUAGAUAAGUGUAAACACAAAAAGUUGUGGUUUUAUGGGGGUUUGGAGCUGGACUAUUUCUUAGCUGGGAGCUUGUCACCAAGAAAUUGUUACAGCAUGUUACUCCCUGUAAAACUACAAAUUGUCAUCUUAACAUUUUAUUGUGUGUAUGAAUGAGACUUUGGUCAGAGCCAGGUUAGCUGUUUCCUUCCAGUCUGCAUGCUAGGCUAAACUAAAUGCCUCCUGUGUCCAACUCUGUACUUAACACACAGGCAUGAGAGAGAAUUUGACUUUCUCAUUUAAAAGUCAGCAAGAAAGAGAAUGAGAGUAUUUCCAAAAAUGCCAAACAUUUCAUUUAAUUAAAUUGUAUCGUUUAAAUCAACUCAGAUCUGGACUGUCCACUAGUCACUGAAUACAAAACAUUAUCAUAACCAGUCUGACUGUAAGCCGGUUACAGUGAGUCAGACAUCAAACCAAAGCAGAGGUGGGUAGUAACGAGUUACAUUUACUCAGUUUCACUCAAGUCGCUUUUGAAUAAAUUGUAGUUGCAAGUGUAAUUUUAAUGCAGCAUACUUUUGAUUCUUAAAGUUUUUAGAGAAAACCCAUUACUUUUACUCUGUUACAUUUGGAUACAUUCAUCACACUACUUUUAUUCAUUAUUUUAUGCAUUCAUGAUCUGGUCAUGAGUGGUCAGCUGGUCCCAGGUCUGCUGGUGCUCUGUAGGCCUACUGCAGCCAUGCCUCAGCAAGCUACAGUAGGUGUAUUGCUUUCAAAUAGCUCUAGCAGCUUAUAUUUCUCUUCUCUGAUAGUUACAGGCAAAUUACAGGUUUUUUUAAAUUGCUUACACACGUUUUCUGAAAGCAAGGCUCAUUUUCAGUACAAAAACUCACACACAAAACUCCACAAUCUGCGAAUCUCUUGCAAAUGCAAACACUGCAUUCAGAACACUGUUAUGUCUGGUGAUGGAGCAGUGGAUAAGACACAUGCCUUUGGUUUGAGAGACCUGGGUUCAAUACCCCACCCACUGUGACACAUCUACCAUUGUAUCCCUGUGCAAGACAAUUAACCCCUAGUCACUCCAGUGUGACCUCUGACAUAUAUAGCAAUAAGUCGCUUUGGAUAAAAUUGAAUAAAUGUAAUGUUUCUAUAAUGUAAUGUUCUCAAAAUGAAGCGUUGUCUUUAAAUGACACAAACCAGCUGAACACUGAAGUGAUGGAAAACCCUAUGAUGAGCGGAAAACACUACAAUGAUACACUUAGUAGGCCUUUCGCAUUUUCAGUGUUUCACUACAUAAUGUUGUAAACUGUUGUGUUUUCAUACUCAAAAAUAAAACGUAAAUACAAGAA
Molecule: messenger RNA, 2403 nt
Organism: Micropterus salmoides (largemouth bass)
Lineage: Eukaryota; Metazoa; Chordata; Actinopteri; Centrarchiformes; Centrarchidae
Product: transmembrane protein 229B-like
Exons: 2
Coding region: 41-667 (208 amino acids)
Source: RefSeq, a predicted model, not a curated record